This is a messenger RNA of Topomyia yanbarensis, 1034 nucleotides long. RefSeq lists its product as uncharacterized. Bases 203 to 988 code for a protein of 261 amino acids. NCBI's taxonomy places the organism in Eukaryota, Metazoa, Arthropoda, Insecta, Diptera, Culicidae. The record is from RefSeq and is a predicted model, not a curated record. The transcript has 4 exons.
AUGCUCAAACGUGGUCGUGACUUGCCGAGGAGCAGAUCGUGCAGGAGAAUAGCGAUACUUGUCCAUUCCGGAGGGAUGUUUUUUGGCAACAGAUAAUUUUUGCAACAUAUUAGAACCGAGCAAUGUGAACUGGAGCGAUUGAUUGUCUCGACCACAGUCUCAAUCGAUCGUUGGUGUCGUGCGGAGUUCUAGUCCCCGUUUUAUGUGCCUUGGCUGUGAUUUUCGGAGUAAUACAAACAAAAUGGUCUCUUUGAACGUUUAUCUUUUGUUGCUGGCCGGUGUCCAGUUUGCCAUGACUGCUCCAAACCGCGAUCGACGCCGUCAAGAUACGGAAGGCUGUUCGAGGAGUUCGCCGGAUCUGAACGAGUGUGUCGGAAACUCAAUACAGUAUUUUGUUAACUUUAUGGCUAGUGGAAAGAUAACGCCGAAAGUGGCGAUCACCGCGUUUGAUCCUUUGCUGCUGCCUAACAUGACGAUCAGUCAUCAGACGAAGAAUUUCAACGCCAUUUACGUCAAUCGGUAUCUGCUGGGUCUGAAAAAUAGUUUUAUUUACGACACGAGCGUCGAUCUGGACAAAUUUGAUUUUAGUACAACAUUCCUGAUGCCUGCGUUGGAGCUUCUCGGAAUGUACUCUGGCGAAUCGCUUGACGAUCAAGAAGCUACUGAAAAUUCAAUCCUAACGAUCUCAGUUCGAAGUUCAACGGCCAAAUUUCGCGUGAAAGGCGAACUCUUCAAAUCAGCAGCACGCGUAGAAUUCCUCCGACUGAACGUAACCGACGUGGACCUGACGAUGGGUCCGUACGUGAUCAAUGACCUGGACCACAGUACCCACAUUCCCCGAGUGAAUCGACAUUUCAACAGCAUUCCACGGCCCGAAUUCGUCAAACUGAUCGAAAAAGACCUCCGAGUGCAGCUUAGUUCCCGGCUGCAGCACAUUGCAAACGAAGUGCUCGCGUUGGCGCCAUACGAAAAGUUUUUCCCUGUAUGAAAGCACGACACACGAUAAUAAAGCGCAAAGAUCCUCCUCACACUCA